Molecule: messenger RNA, 15036 nt
Organism: Epinephelus fuscoguttatus (brown-marbled grouper)
Lineage: Eukaryota; Metazoa; Chordata; Actinopteri; Perciformes; Serranidae
Gene: apba1a
Product: amyloid beta (A4) precursor protein-binding, family A, member 1a
Exons: 14
Coding region: 255-3161 (968 amino acids)
Biological process (GO): chemical synaptic transmission
Cellular component (GO): dendritic spine; cytoplasm; plasma membrane
Molecular function (GO): protein binding; amyloid-beta binding
Source: RefSeq, a predicted model, not a curated record
CACAGACAGCAGCCGCUACAGGGAAGAUGGAGGAUGGUGUGGCAGCGGCGGAGCGGACCUCCAGCCUGCAGCAACAUCGCUGCUGAAAGCAGUGUGUACUUCAGGAAAAAAAAAACUACUGCUGUCAGCGGACACCUAAUAACAUAAGACUCUUCCCAGCAGCCUUUGCCCUCACCUCACAGAGGAGGAGCCUGCUGAUGACGGACUACUAAAACUCUCUCUGACACAGUUCAAACAACCAGAAUCAGACAGCCAUGAACCCCCAAGAGACAGAGCUUGGCCAGGAGGUUAUGGAGGAGACUGAUGCCCCUCCUCGACAUCGCCACAACAACCACAACAGCCGCUCCCGUAACCACGGCAACCAGGAAAAGCGCUAUAGACGCUGUGAAGCCCCUGCUGGAGGAAGUUCUGGGAUCAGAGCCAGGGUGCCACAGCCACGCCGGCCACAGGAGGAGCAAGACAUGGAGCUGCAGCAUGGAGCUCAGUCUUCACAGCCCCAGCAGCCCCAGCAGCCCCAGCCCAUUCCCCGACCCGCAGUCACACGUUACCGCCGACAGGGGGACAGCGAGGCCCGGAUCAGAGCCCAGCAGCAGAGGCACAGACAGAGGCAGCAGAGAGAGGCAGAGAGAGCGCAACAUUUAGCACAACAACAGGAGAAACAGCAACACGCAGAGAUGACCCAAGAAGAUGAAAGAGAGAGGGACGAUUCAGUGCUCGCCCGUUCAGCGAGCACCGAGAGCGGCUUCCACACCCAUACUGACCGGGCUGAGGGGGACGAUGGUCUGGUGAUGAUGUCUCUGGAGCCUGAGGGGCAACCAGAAGCAGAGGACGAGGCUGGGAACUACGGAGUCCAGCUACGGCCGGAGGCGGAGGGGUACACUGAGAGUGCGGAGGCUGAACAACAACAUCUCCAUUCACAGCCUAUCUAUCCUCCUCAGCCCCCGCCACUGCCACGUGAACCUCUGCCUGAUAUCCAGAAUCCACAGAGACAAGAUGAAGCAGAGGAGAUGCUGAAUGCUGGCUACUCAAACUAUGUCUACACCCAGCCCCUCAGCCACUCUGGAGGAAGGGCCAACAUCUCGACUGGUCAGAGCUUGGAUAGUUUAGAUGCUGUCCUUGCGGAUGAAGCCUACUCUGAGCCAUAUGACAUUUACUCACUCUCAGAGCAUGUUUACGAGGAAAUCUGUGACGCUCCUGCAGCAGUUUCAUCUCCUGCAGAUGGGGCUGAGGACAGAGAGUCUCUUCAACAGAGGAGGGCCGGCUUUCAGCUGUUGGAGGGCCCGGCAGGAGGUGGGGAUUACCAUCAGCAGGAGGCGGUGGGAUCCCGUCUGCGCCACUAUGACGAACGUUCAGAUGGCGAGUCAGACAGCCCAGAGAAGGAGGCAGAGUUUGCUCCAUACCCACGUGCCGACAGCUGUGACCAGGAGGAGGACAUUGACAGCAUCGUGGCUGAGGUCAAAGAAAGCCUAAGCUCUCAGAGUCUUCAUCGUGCUGCGGAAGACACCAUUGAUGAAGAAAAUGAGCUCCAGCAGGGAGAAGAAAUACCCCAACCUGAGUCCCAAAUGGACUCUGAGAAGAACCACAAAGCUGCCAAUCCAGGGAAGCCAGCCAGGAAACAGGCUGUGAGUCCUUCAGAGGAGCUUGUAGCAGUGAGAAACAGUCAGGAGAAGAGGGAUGCCAUAUCCCUGGCCAUCAAGGACAUUAAGGAGGCCAUAGAGGAGGUGAAGACCAGAACAGUGAGAUCUCCAUACACACCUGAUGAGCCCAAGGAGCCCAUCUGGGUAAUGAGGCAGGACCUGAGCCCCACUGUUGAGUGUGACCUACAACCAUCACUGGGGGCUGAUUCACCUGGCUCAGGCUCGCCCUCUCCUCCAGGAGCAGAGUCAUCCAGCAGACAUCUGCUGCAGGAAGACAGCUUUGAAUCUUCUCCCUCUGGUAAAGAGUCCAGGAGAAGCCUUGCGUCUUUCCCCACAUAUGUAGAAGUCCCAGGCCCAUGUGACCCAGAGGACCUGAUAGAUGGGAUCAUCUUUGCAGCCAACUACCUGGGCUCCACCCAGCUGCUGUCGGAUAAGACUCCAUCCAAGAACAUCCGCAUGAUGCAGGCACAGGAGGCUGUCAGCCGCAUCAAGACGGCCCAGAAAUUAGCCCAGAACAGGAAGAAGGCCCCUGAGGGUGAGCCUCAGCCCAUGACAGAGGUGGAUCUCUUCAUCUCCACCCAGAGAAUCAAAGUGCUCAAUGCUGACUCCCAGGAAACCAUGAUGGACCACCCACUCCGGACCAUCUCCUACAUUGCUGACAUUGGCAAUAUUGUGGUUCUGAUGGCCCGGCGCAGGAUGCCUCGACCCGACUCUCAGGAGAAUGUGGAGGCAUCAGACCCAGGUCAAGACAGCAAACGCCAAUACAAGAUGAUAUGCCACGUGUUUGAGUCUGAGGAUGCCCAGUUGAUUGCUCAGUCCAUCGGCCAGGCCUUCAGUGUGGCUUACCAGGAAUUCUUACGGGCCAAUGGCAUUAACCCUGAGGACCUGAGCCAGAAGGAGUACAGUGACCUGCUCAACACUCAGGACAUGUAUAAUGAUGACCUCAUCCACUUCUCCAAGUCUGAGAACUGCAAAGAUGUGUUCAUUGAGAAAGCAAAGGGGGAGAUUCUGGGUGUGGUCAUUGUGGAGAGUGGGUGGGGCUCCAUCCUGCCCACUGUCAUCAUUGCCAACAUGAUGCAUGCUGGGCCGGCUGAGAGGUCUGGCAGACUGAACAUAGGAGACCAGAUCAUGUCCAUUAAUGGGACCAGUCUGGUGGGACUGCCACUGUCCACCUGCCAGAGCAUCAUCAAGGGUCUGAAGAACCAGUCUGGGAUCAAGUUGAACAUUGUCAGAUGUCCCCCAGUGACCACUGUACUCAUCAGACGGCCAGACCUCCGCUACCAGCUGGGCUUCAGCGUCCAGAAUGGCAUUAUCUGUAGCCUUAUGCGUGGGGGCAUCGCUGAAAGGGGCGGGGUCAGAGUGGGUCACCGCAUAAUCGAAAUCAACAGUCAGAGCGUGGUGGCCACACCCCAUGAAAAAAUUGUCCACAUCCUGUCCAACGCUGUGGGAGAGAUCCACAUGAAGACGAUGCCUGCAGCCAUGUACCGCCUGCUGACUGCCCAGGAGCAGCCUGUUUACAUUUAACAAGACAAAGCCCUGACCUCACACACCCUUUAAACGUCCUGCAAUCACUUGUCACUUCCCAAGCCGACCCCCUCUGCCCAGCCCUGUGCUCAUCCUGUCCCUUCUGUUCACUGUUGAUGGACAAGAGUGCGAUGUUAGUAGGAUUGUUCUGUUGCUCAGCCUUCAAGAGACAACAAUAUAGAAACCCAUCUGUAGUCUUUAAAAGAUUUGUGUUCUUACUUAGGCUAAAUGUGCAAUUGGUGAAAGGAUGUUUACACCUGAAGCAUUUUCAGCGCCUUGUUGUGCCCCAGAAUCCUAAAAUCUUCUUCCUGGUUCACUGUUGAUAUUCUGAAACUCAACACAAUUCACACUUUAUUACUUGGGAGCAGAUAACAAUUCCUCUGUGUAUCUUUAAUGUUCACUUUAGGCAACUAAAACAGUUUGGUGACAGUUUUGCUCAUUGUUAAAUAUAAAAAUGAAAACUUAUCACCCAGUAGAAACCAUAUUUUUAACAAGCGGUAACUGAACCCUGAUUGUAGACUUUAAGGCAAUCUGCACAUCCAACCCUAACCUUUACACAGUGACUGUACCUCCUGCCAUGCUGCUAUUUCACUGGCAGAACACUGCUUGUGUCUUGUUAUAGUUCUUCCACCUUCAGUGAUAUAUCAUUUAUUUCUGUUUUUUGGGCAUUUUACACUCAUGUUGUAGCUACAUUUCGUAGGACCAGGCCUACUUUCGCUUUCCCUCCUGUAAUCCACUCCAAAUACUGUACGUUGGUGUUCUUUGCACAACACAGAGCUCCCCACAGUGGGAGAAUGUGAAUCUUGCUGACAAAUGAGUGUGCAAACACUCACUCCCCCUCGUCACAUUCCACGUUUGUAGAAGAGUUGACGCUGCAGCUCCAUUUUGCACUCCUCAUUUCCAACAGGAAAGCUUUCCAAUUCAGCUGUAGUCAGUUGUUAUAGUAGUUGUAUUUCCAUCCCAUUUGUUUCAUAUGUGUAUCCUGUGUACAUGGCACCAGCAGUAGCUCCAGUCAGCAUGUAAUAAUAGCCAUUAAACUAAUCCCUCUCUUACACCACAGACAGUUGUUCAUGAAGCUGACUCACAGGGAAAUCUGUUACACCACAGAGCAUGUUUGACAUAAUUUUAGAAUUUACAUUUACCAACAAACACCACCUGAACCCAGACACAUCCUUUAAUAAACCAUUAAUGUUACAGUAAAAUGAAUCUGUUAAUAUAUUUUCAGUGAUCACCAAAGACAUCCCAUCACCCUUUUACAUGUAGCAUCCUUUAAUAACCAAAUUUGUGAGUGAGUGACAAUUGUUGAAUUUUAUUAUGUUUAAUGUGACAUUUUUGGAGUUUUUAAUGUCCUUAUAAAUGUGAUGAAUGAUAAUAAUUCAUUUAAGAAAAAAUGGGAAGUUGGGAACUUUACAUAUAUUGGAAAUACAUGAUCAGGAUUAUUAGAUUAUUUAGAGUUAUGAAGGUGAAAGCUAUAACCCAGCAGGCUACGGUGAAGUUUAGUUUUAACCCAACUGAAAUACAACACGUGUUGUAUUCUGAGGUUACUGAAGUGUAGUCAGUCAGAGGGAAUACAUGUUGCUGACUGGGUGUAUUCCACUCUAACGCCACUCUGUCUUCAAAUCAUGUCCACCAAACAUUCGUUUUUCUGUUCCUGCAAUGCAAACUGUUCAACUCUCAUCAAAAGUGCAAUGGCUUCUUGUGUUUAUUUUGUCAACAACUUGAAACAUGAUUCUUUUAGUUUUUUCUUAUUUUAUUAUUUCAGGGUAAUUUGAUAUUUUUUAUUGUGUGUUUAUACACAAAAUAUCACUGUACAGUAGCUUGUUUUCAAACUUGAAUGGUGCUUAUAAGAGAUUGGUCCAGGGAUGACGUGUAUUUGUAAGCCAGCGCAGAAGUAAGCAUCACCUUGUUUCCUUGACUAAAAGCUAAUGGGUUUCUUUUCAACUGGAUUGAAAUGCAGAAAAAAGGUCUUUCACAAGCAAAAGUUUGAUACUUGCACGUUUUGUUCAGCAAUAUAAUCUUUACAAAUGAAUACUACUUUUAUGAUUUUUGAAGCAUAAAUGCAUUCCCUAAGGGGUAAAAAGCCAACGUCAGGCUACAAACAACUACACCCCCCUCACAUGACUUAAUAUCGCCACCACAACAUGGCUGUAAAAACUUAUUUGCCGUGAUGGUGUUCUGUAGUCUCAUUUAGCCAGUUGUUAACAGCCACUUUAGUAGGGAUGCACAAUAUUGGAUUUUUUACCAAUAUCCGAUAUGUCAAUAUAAAACAAUUUAAUUGGCCAAUAAUUGAUACAGAUAUCGAUAAAUUCCCUUUUCCCCACCUAAUUUUAGUGAUCAUAAAGUCUCUUAUGUAGCGGAAUUAACAUAAUAUUAUGCAUGCCUGCUCUUAUCAUGAUGGCCCACCCACAGAUAGAAGUGGCAUAAGGAAGUCAUUGCGGGCCCCAGAGCAUGUUACUUUGACUUUUGAUUUUGUGUCUCAACUAGCUACCAUAUAUCGUAGCAUCUCAUCACAUCAAAUAAAGACUUAACAUUGGCCAGCAACAACAUAUGUUUCACCCAUUAGUCAUCUUUGCAUCAUCUGUACAUGACAAAAAUACCAAAGAAAUGAUUUAUUUAAUUGAAUAGUGUUUUUUUGUAGUUUAUGUAUAGUUUUUAUAGUUUGUGUAGAAUUAGCAUAUAAUUUUGCUAUAGACUGCCACUGAUUUGGCCGUCUUGGCCUUUUUGUGGGCAUAAAUGGCAAAUAGCACUAUUUUUAGUUUAACAGAACUUCACAGUUGUAUUUUUAAAUUUUUAAAGGCGCAGUCUGAAUCACUCUCUAUGGGUGCCCCCCACCCCACGGGCCCCGGUGCAACCGCAACCGCACUGCUCACUCUCUAUAUUUAUGCCCCUGGAUGGAGACAUGAAAUACAAUUCUUUUCAAGUAUGUAAUAUUCAUUGUGCAAAGUAAGAAAAAGCAUGUUGGCCGAUUCUAAUAGGCCAUUUUAAAGCCGAUAUUGGCCAAUACCAGUGACGUACCGAAAUUAUCAGCAUGUUGGCAGAUUCUAACAGUUUAUUUUAAAGACCUUGUCAGUCCAAUAUGAUGACAUACGAUGAAUUUUAUGUGGUAGAACAAAAUGUGAAGGUCUCUUCAGCUUGUGUUAACCACAAACCUUAUUUCAGGCAUCUGACCAAAAAUCCAUCUAAAAAAUCUGUUUCAAGACAAGGGAGCUGGGAGUGCUAAGAUGCUAACUUAAUUCCAGGUUUUUGGUCUCAUUCCUGCACCACCCUAUAAGACUGGAUAUACAAUGAUAAUGUGACUGUACCCUUAAAUGACUGUACUGGUAUUUCAUAUUUUAUCCCUUUUACUAUUAAGCACUUCAAUAGUUUGCAUUUCUGCAGGCAACUUCCAUCUUCUAAAAAAUCAGCUUGCAAAAACUUGGGUUGGAAAAUCAUUCCCAGUGAGCACUGUUGUUGUCAAGGUUUCCAGUCUCUACAAGCUGAUUGGGAAAUCAGUGGCUGGCUCUAAAAACUAAAAACGGUUUUGCUGUGGAAAAUGGGCAACAGGCAUGUUAGAGAGCAAUGGGCUAAAACAUGAAAACACUGGCAUGGACUUUUCAAAAUGCUGGAUAUUUUUAUUAUCUGCUGGUUUGAACUGAAGGUAUUUUAAACAGUUAAAGUGCUGGGAUCACAUGAGACAAACAUGAACUCAAAAACAGUAAAGUUUUUUCCUGCUUUGAUAUAAAACAUGUUAAAGCUAUUAAAGUGAAUGUUUUAAUGUGCACUUUUGACGAUGUAUGCUACAGCUAAGACAGACGUAAGCACAUUUUAAACUGAUUUACUUUUAAUUGAAGUUGUCUACAUAGUUUUUCAUGUACCACUAGGUCAGUUGUGUAUACUGAGUAAGAUGCCACACUUACAAAUAGAAGGUUUAAAAAAAAAAAAAAAAAGGGAAAAAAAACAUUAAAUUUAACGUUGUUAAAUGUUGCCUUUCAAUCAACAAACUGAUUGCCAUUGACUUAGUGUUCAUGUGGACCAGGUUCUGUAUCUGUAUUAUAAUCACAGUAUAUUUAGGCUCUAAGGAUUACAUGUCUGAUCUGAAGAUUUUAGAUGAUUUUUUUUUUUUUUUUAAAGUUUAAUAUUGAAAUAAGUGGCUCAUGUGUUACUGCAGUCACAUAAAACUGUCUCCAAGCCCUUGCUCUCUUUGUAAAACAUAAGAGAGCUGAUUGGUUCAAUUCAAUAAGGACAUAACUUGUAAGAUAUAAGAAAAUAUCCGUUAAUUUCAUGUUUACUAAAGUAAGUGCAAAAAUAGAUUUGUGAAGCAAUUUUCUUUAUUUGUAAGAUGCAAAACAAACACAAAUCCUGUUUAAUUGAAGAAUCCUGUUUAAUUGAAAGUUCAAAUGGCUGGUGUAAAGUUUAAUUGUGAAACAGUGGAUACAUUUUUUAGCAUAACAGCCCCCACAAAAUGAAUCAUUGCACUAUUGGGAUUUGAUCCAUUCAGCCCAUAACAUUUUAAAAGCCUAGAGGAGCAGCAUUUUAUCCCCAUUCAAAGUACUGCACUUGCUCCAUGGGCCCCAUGAUGUGUAAGAGCUGGGUAUUUUUAUACCUGGAAAGUCAAACUUUUUUUGGCUUCAUGCACCACUGAGCAGCUGUCAAAGGAAUGAACAGGGCGCCCAGCCAACACUGUAUCUAGUUCUCUUUAUACAACUAUGAUCCACAAUGGCCCUAGACAGGGCCACUCAAAUUUUCGCAUCAGCCACUGUAGCUUUCCUGCACACUUAGCACACUGCAGAAGUUUCAGUUGAUUGCAGUCUGCAACCUCACCACUAGAUGGCAUGAAAUCCUACACACUAGCCAUUUUAGCUACUGUCAGUGUAAAAAAAAUAAAUAAAUAACUUAAGCAAGCUUAUUGGUUGAAUUCAAUAAGGACAUAGCUUGUAACAUGUAGAAAAUAUGUUGACUGAAGUGAAAAAAAAGAUUUGUGAAGCAUUUAUUUUAUUUGUAAGAUGCAAAACAAAUGUGAAUCCUGUUUACUGUAAUUUAAGGCUCAAAUUGAUCAUUUCAAGUUUUUUUGCUAAACAGAACUAAUCCCAUGUAUUGUAAAUGUACACUGUCUUUUAAAAAUGUAGCACAUCAACAGAGCUGUUUUUAUGCAUUUUGGACCAGUCAUCACCUACACCACAGAAAAACGUCAGUUAUUUCCCUCUCCUGUCUCCAGUUUUAAAUGGAUGAAGCAGUCACAGAUGGUGGAUGCACAUCACGUCUUAGUGAACUAGAUCAGUAUGAAUAGGAAUGGACUUUACACUUGACUUAAAGUGUGCACAUCUGUAAUGCUUUCUAGUUUUGCUUGCAGUACAACAGUCAAGUCGACAGGGAUUGUAUUGUAGUUGUGAUCAAGGUUAAAAGUGACAACUCUUUAGAAUUAAGAACUUUUUAAAGGCCUCUAAAUUUGGACUUUGUUUCAAUGAUUUUUUUUUUUAUUAUUAUUAUUAUUAAUCUGAGGAGACUGUCUCUUCCAAUGUACUACAACAUUUGAACCCAACACCACCUCCUCUGCAUCUCUGAGAAUGUACCUGGCAACAACCCAACUUUCUUGACUCGACAAACUUUUAGUUCCCUGUUGGACAUUGCCAACAGGACUUGUGUUCUCUUUUUUUUUACAUUUCUCUGAGUUUAAGGCUAAAACAUGUAUCCCACUGUAUACCCCAACUUCAAAACCCACUGCUUAGUCCAUCUGUCUGACCUCAUCGAUGACGCUCAUCUUGGCCUUACUACCAGUACUGGACUUUUUAUGAUGUAAAAACUGAUACUGAAGAGGAAUAGCGGCAACGGCAGCCAUUUUUUGACUUUUACCAUGGGCUUCUCUGAGGCUACGUGAUUAUGCUGUACUGUUCUUACUUCUAGUGUGUGUGUGGUGUGUGAUUACAACCAAUGUACUCCAUGUUCAAACAAAAACCAGCUGGAUAUAUAAAGUACACAUAUAGAUGAAAUAUAUAGAAAACUAUGUAAAGGUAUAUACUUCUGUGUGUUUGGGUUGGCCUAUAGGAAAACUUCAGUCAAUAGAAAGCGAUGUUUUCAUUUGAAUGGAAUGUAGGAAACUGAUUGUGUGAAAUGACACUCAUGUACAGCUAGAGCACAAUAUAAUUUAAGGUGUGUGUGAUAUUUUCCCUCUAUGGUCUGUCAGGGAUUGUAGGCUAGCGUGACACAAUGAAGCUAACCACAGAACAAGCACUUGAAGCUGUUGGCAGGCAGCAGGAUUGGCUAACGAGUAUUUAUAAGUGCACUCAUUUUGAAUGUAACUGAAACGUUAACUCUCAAUGUGUCUACAGAUUUAAAAAAAAAAAAAAAAAAAGCAAACAAGAAAAAUACCAUUUCUGUAAAGCAGCAGCAAUGUUUAUUUAUUUGCUAGCUUUUUUUCUGUGAUGUUCUAGCUAUUGGAGCUACAUUCCUGUACCAGAGCCAGAAUGUUUGUAACAGUAUUUACAACAAUAAAUGACUUGCAGAAGGACUUUGGUUUUAAUUGUGGUUUCUAAAUGAGCCCUGAAGGAACUUGUCUUUGAGGAAUUUUCGCUGUUCAGCAUUCUUUUCUUGCAGAAAAUGUCAUUCCAUAAAGCAACAGAGCAACAAAUUCUGCAUACGUAUGCAGAAUCUGUAGGUGGCGGGACAAGAUUUUUGUAUCGUAAGUUUUCUGGUUUCCAUUUGUUGUCCAAGAAGCAUUGACCAGACACUUUUGAACGACAGAUAGAUGCUAGUGUGGAGAGGCGAAAUCACAGACUGUAUAAAAAAGAUGGAUGGCAUGACAGCUCCCCAAAAGUGAAGCCAAAACCUCAUGAUCACCCCCUGGUGGCUUGCUGCAGUACAGUUAGUAGAUUAGACAUGGGCCAAGCUAAAAACUCUAAAGUACACCUCAAAAACAUUUUUCUCAGAGAUGGUUUCUGUAAUUUUAGGGAGUUCUUAUCAGAUUGCUGUAUGUUCAAUGGUUUGUUUAUCUGAAAAAGUUCGGUUAAGUUUGUUAAUUAGUUAUUUGAUGCUAUAAAAAGGGGGUUAAACGUCAUGAUUGACAGCUCUGUCUGCCAAUCAGUGUGCUCGCCAUCAAUUAUGCUGCUCAUGAAUGGUUGUACAGGUGUUUGGGCAGGACCAACAUGACAGUGGCCGUAUUCGGGAUAUUUUGGCUUCAUUUUUGUACAGCAGGGGUAAGUGGAGACAUGUCGUCCAUCUCUGUAUAGGGUCUAUGGGUGAAAUGCAAUCUCAGAACCCAUCAGCUAGGUCUGACGAUUAGUUUGCUUCAUGUUAGCUUUGUUUAAAUUCAUCUGUAUUCAUAUGCAGAUAUUAUAGAGAUUAAUCAAAAUGGCUGGCGCACAGAAGAGAAAGCCUUUGCUCCUAUAUCUCCUGGCCACACCAGAUCAGCCCUAAAUAUUGGCCCUCAUCCCCAGAGGCUGAUCAUCAUCAGAGAUGACUGAUGGGUUCCAAGAGUAUUUAAUUCAACCCAAUCAGCAGAAGAAAUGUUGGCAUGGUACAUUUCUGCAAACCACAGAUACAGUAUGUUAGAGCUGUCCAUUAGUAUGUGCAGAUAUGGUGAAACUUAACAUUUUAACAAUGCUGUGUUAAUAGUGUGGUUAGGUUUAGGCACAAAAGCCACUUGGUUAUGGUUAAGAAAAUAUCAUGUUUUGCCUUUAAAUACCUGGUUUCCAUGCCUGAAAAGCUGUUGGAAAAACAGCAAUGACUUGCUUAAUCACAACUGGUUUUGCUGUUGGUGUCAAACAGUGAUCUGCAGCUUGGCAGGCUUCUCACCUAGGUGUCACACUAUCCACCACCUCCCAAUGAUAAAGUUAGUUCACGUACUAUGUCACUUUAGAAAUGUUAUGAUAUGUAUGAAACGUACAAAUGUAACAUAUUUGUGGUUUGCAAAAACUUACAAUGCCAACAUUUUCUUCUGGUGACUGAGCUCGCGUUCCCUCAACAGAUCUUGACAAUACACAGUGAUCGGCCCAUGGGAUUAUAUGGUUGUACACUGACAGGAACUCUGAUGUUUUAAAGCAACAAAAAUAUUUAGAAUUUUCUCAUUAGUGUUGGAUUAAUGCAAUCACCAUCAUGUCAAACUUUCCAUUUGCUGUUAAUGACCAAAUGGAGAACCUCAGCAGCAAGAGUGAUGUGGAGGUACUGGGCAGCUACAGAAGAGAGAGAUGUACCAUAUUCAAAUCAAACUGCACCACAAAUAACUGUAUUUGUAGAGUAAACAGAUACAAUAAAAACACCUUUCUGCAAAUACAAUUAUAUUGAGCUACAGACAAUCACACAUCUUAAAUGGAGAAUAUAGCUGUUGUAAUUUGUUUGGUCAUUAAGAGAGUCUGAUUAGUUUUACAUUGUUUUCAUUUACUCUCAUGGUGGUUAAUCUACUGCAUGAGAGUUAUUCUGCUGUUUGCAAAAAUCACACACAGCAAAUGGAUGCCCAGUUCUAGUGACAGCUUGUAGAGAUCUGAGUUUGCAAGAAGGUAAUGAGGAUGUCAUCUGUGAGGCUUUCAUGUAUUAGUAAAUGAGCUAUGAUUGUAAAGGAAAGAGAUAUAAAAGGGAAAAUAAUGAUAAUUAAUCAGGUAUGCAGCAAUGAUUAGUAAUGGCCCUUGUCAACAGUCAGUCAGUGUCAGCACACAUAUGCUACACUUAGCAAACAAACAGCUUGAAGAAUGCUGUCCAUAUCAAAGCCCAAACUAGCACUUAAACAAAAUCCUGCAGAAUUCCCAAAAAGUCCUACAGAGAAAUAUUUUCUGAACCACUUAGAACUCAAAUUACAUUUUGCACAACCAUUGGCUCUGGCUUUUGGCAAGCCAAAACAUGAUAUUUUCCUAACCAUAAUCAAGUUGUUUCAACGUAUCUUCUACAAAACAAUGCACAAAUGUUACGGCACCUGAUUUUCAGAAAUGUAGAAUGCUAUCAUUUAUUCUGGCAAUGUGGUGGAUGAAAAGGCUGGGGUUGUUCUUAGGGCUGUAGCAAUGGUUACACCUAUGGCUACAGCUGCAACUACAGCUGUUUUUCUGGCAAAAGCUAUGAUUCUGGCUACGGCUGUGGUCAUAGCCUUGGUAAUCCUUACAGCCACCACCAUAACCAUAGCUAUAUGGCAUGCAAAAGUUUGGGCACUCCUGGUCAAAACUUUGUGUACGGUGAAUAACUAAGGAAGUAGAUGAACCGAUCUCUCAAAGGCAUGAAGUUAAUGGUGAAACAUCUUUUUCAGCAGUUUAAGCAAGAUCAGUGUGUUAUUUUUUUGUACAAUGUUAGAUUGAAAAAAAAGGAAAGGAGCACCGUGCAAAAGUUUGGGCACCCCAAGACAUUUGAGCUCACAGACAACUUUUAACAAGGUUCCAGACCAUAAUUAGCUUGUUAGGGCUAUGGCUUGUUCACAAUCAUUAGGCAAGCUCAGAUGAAGCAAAUUUCAAAGCUUUAUAAAUACUCUGACUCCUGAAACCUUGUCCCAACAAUCAGCAGCCAUGGGCUCCUCUAAACAGCUGCCUAGCACUCUGAAUACUAAAAUAACUGAUGCCCACAAAGCAGGUGAAGGUUAUAAGGAGAUGUUUUCAGGUAGCUGUUUCGUCAGUGCGUAGUGUAAUCAAGAAUUGGCAGUUAACAGGAACUGUGAGGUCAAGUUGAGGUCUGGAAGACCAAGAAAACUUUCAAAGAAAGCUGCUUGUAGGAUUGCCAGAAAAGCAAAACAAAAGACCUGCACUAAGAUUUAUCAGACUCUGGAGUGGUGGUGCACUGUUCUACUGUGCAGUGACACCUGCACAAAUAUGACCUUCAUGGAAGAGUCAUCAGAAGGAAACCUUUCCUGUGUCCUCACCACAAAUUUCAGUGUCAGAAGUUUGCAAAGGAACAUCUAAACAAGCCUGAUGCUUUUUGGAGACAAGUCCUGUGGACGGGUGAAGUUAAAAUAGAACUUUUGGACACAAUGAGCAAAGGUAUGUUUGGAGAAAAAAGGAUGCAGAAUUUCAUGAAAAGAACACCUGGGAUGGAUCGAUCAUGAUUUGUGCUUGUGUUGCAGCCAGUGACACAGGGAACAUUUCACAGGUGGAGGGAAGAAUGGAUUGACAAAAUGCCAUCAAAUUCUGGAAGCAAACAUCACACCAUCUGUAAAAAAGCUUAAGAUGAAGAGAGGAUGGCUUCAACAACAGGACAAUGAUCCUAAACACAACUCGAAAUCCACAAUGAACUACCUUAAGAGGAGCAAGCUGAAGGUUUGCCAUGGCCCUCACAGUCCCCUGACCUAAACAACAUUAAAAAUCUGUGGAUAGACCUCAAAGAGCAGUGCAUGCAAGAUGGUCCAAGAAUCUCACAGAACUAGAAGCCUUUUGCAAUGAAGAAUGGGUGAAAAUCCCCCAAACAAGAACUGAAAGACUCUUAGCUGGUUACAAAAAGCAUUUAGAAGCUGUGAUACUUGCCAAAGGGGGCACAGUACUGACCGUGCAGGGUGCCCAAACUUCUGCUUCAGGCUCUUUUCCUUUUUUGUUAUUUUGGAACUGUAAAAGAUUAAAUUAAAAGUAAUCUUGCUUAAAACACUGAAGAAAUGUGUCAUCUUUAACAUUAUGCCUUUUGGAGCUCAGGUCAUCUUCUACUUUCUCAACUAUUUACAGUGAACAAAGUUUUGACCAGGGUGUCAAAAUGUUGCAUGCAACUGUACAUACAUUUUAUGGCAACAAUACAAUAACAACACUUACAUUCUGGACCAAAGUCAAUUUGUUGCAUUGGAAGUGCUACAAUUAACUUGCAGAGGUUACAAAAACCUGAAUGGAACUUUCACACUUUGUUGCUGCUACUUACUACCCUGGCAGGUGGACUGGGAACACUUCAUUGAAUGGUCUGUCAUUUUCAAAUAAUUUUCAAGAAACUUACUGAAAAGAUCUUUGUCAUCUGGUACCAAUUAUUGGUAAAACUGUUAACAUUUUAUUUCUAAUUAAUUGCUAGUGUAACUUUUUUUGCUUUUGGGACAGUGCACAGCUGACAGAGGUGGUGCAAGACACACCUACAAAUCUCAAGCAAGCCCCGAGUCACUGGGGUGAAAAUCAAGCAGGCUAAGUCCCUGCUAAAGGUAAAGCAAGACAAGUCAAUUCAUUGCUCAGAUCAAGGUAGUCACAAGUCAAGCCAUAUGAAAUUCUGAUGUUCUGGUCAAACAUUAGCUUUCUAGCUACCUAAGCUUUCCCUCACCCAAUCAUGUUUUAAAACAAACCGUAACCUCUCAAUAUUUAAAAAAAGUCAAGCUCUUUCAAGUUAUGUGUCUAAAUCAGGUCUAAAGUCAUGAAUAUCAAAGUCAAGGCAUGUUGUUUAUCAAAGCAAGACUUGACCGAGACUCGAGUCAAGUCAUGUGACUCCAGUCCAACACUUCUGACAGCAGGUCAACUAAACAUGAAAAAAAUGACAGAUUUUUCUGCAGACAAACAUGAUUCAACAUAGUUUCCAAUAAUUAGUGAAUCAUGAAUGAAUAGUCCAUUCCUAAUUUUUUUAUAGUUAGAACCAAACUUAUUGGGAAGUCAUAUGAAAUUAUGGACUCAUAAAAUAAAGCAUUACUGUUACUGUCAAUAUCUGAAAUAUUUAAGUCAAUGCAUCUCUAUUAAAUAACACCAUGAUACAUGGAAAAGAAUUGCUGUCAUGUAUAGCUGUAUUGAGCUGACUGGAACAAAUGCAAACUUAUUACAGUGGUAAAAUCUCAGUGCAUACAAAACUUGGGAUGCCAGGUACUACAAUAUGUUUCAAUACAAGUUUCCAUAUUUUUUAUAUGUAACAAAUAAGUUGUCACAAAAACAGUAUUAGCAGAGCAAAAAAGUUUGCUUUUGUUUUUUUUUUAAUAACUGCAUUCAUACAUACACAUCUAAACACACACACACACACACACACACACACACACACACACACAUAU